Molecule: messenger RNA, 4668 nt
Organism: Chara braunii
Lineage: Eukaryota; Viridiplantae; Streptophyta; Charophyceae; Charales; Characeae
Source: the annotation of a GenBank genome assembly
GCUCACGUGGAGUUCUGACGUCUGUCGUCAAUCUGAGAUGCUGGCGUGGCAGUCGUCCACGUGUACCGGUAGAUCAGAUUGCCACUUCUGUUGCUGACGUGGCAACACGGAUGUGGAUGUCAUCGGUUGCUGACGUGGAUUUCAUAGGUUGCGUUGCCUGACGUGGAUGUCGUCGGUUGCUGAUGUGGCCAAAGCCAAGAAGUUGCCACGUGGAUGUCGUCAGUUGCUGACGUGGCCGAAGCCAAGAAGUUUCCACGUGGUUGCCAAAGCCAAGAAGUUGCCACGUGGAUGUCAUUGGUUGCUGACUAGGAGUGCCGACGUGGCCGAAGCCAAGAAGUCAGAGCCACGUGGAUGUUAUCACUUGCUGACGUGGCCCAAGCUAAGAAGUCGCCACGCGGAUGUCAUCGGCCGUGGCAAUGCUGACCUGGCCACAGCUAAGAAGUUGCCACGUGGAUGUCAUGGGUUGCUGACGUGGAUGUUAACCUUUGCGUUGCCUGACAUGGAUCUCAUCGCAGGGGGCGCAAUUGGGAGGGAGGAGGCGGGUGGAGCAGCAGCGGACGAUCCCGCAUGGGGACGAGCAAAAAAGGUGCUCUUUUGCUCACAGUCGAUGAUGGGAGGAGGUGUCGGUGCCGAUGGCACUGUGUUUGGGAGAGUAGGUGAGAGCCUGGAAAACCCAACAGAUGCGGGGAGGGCGGGGAUCUUCGGCGUCUCUGGCGCUCCUGCGCUCAAAGAUCCUUCGCCUCUUGGAAGGCGGCCCGCAGGGGAACAUGCCGUGCAGCCGUGGGAUCCCGACCGAGGUCAGGCGACAAGGCCUGCCCCUUCCUGGCUGACGAGGAUCGACUCGCCCAUGCCGCCGCCGAAGCAGCUUAGGCUCUCUGAUGACGGAUCUGAUCGUCGGGUGGUCUGUGGUGUUGACAGCUGUCAAACGUCCAUGUCGCUGGCAACGAGGAGGGAGACCCAGCCGGGUGCCGGCUAUGGUCGUGGUAUUGAUUAUCAGCCGAUCAAAGGAGGAUCAGGAGGAGGAGGAGGAGGAGGAGGAGGGUCAGGGAUAGCGUCAACCUGUGCUAAUGGCAGUGGAAGUGGUCCCGAGACGGUGGCACAGAGAAACAGCGUGGGGAUCGAGUCGCCCAUGCCGCCGCCGAAGCAGCGUAGGCUCUCUGAUGACGGAUCGGAUUGUCGGGUCGUCUGUGGAGUUGACAGCUGUCAAACAUCCAUGUCCGCGGCAACGAGAAGGGAGAACCCAGCGGAUGCUGGCUAUGGUCAUGGUACUGAUUGUCGGCCGAUGAGAAGAGGAGGAGGAGGAGGAGGGAGAGGAGGAGGCGGAGGAGGAGGAGGAGGAAGAGGAGGAGGCAGAGGGACAGGGACAGCGUCAAUCUCGGGUGCUACUGGCAGUCGUCCCGAGGCGGUGGCGCAGGGAAACAGCCCCUCCUCCACGCAUGUACCUCAUAGAAUUCAGAGAGAGAGUAAGUGCUGGGAAGGAAACCAGCGCUGUUCGGAAGCAAAAGCCAAGGUGGACCCCUCUUCAUGGACAGUUCCCAUUUGCAGAGGCAGACCAUUGACGUCAACAUCAACUUCCCCCCUCACUUUCAACUUCGAUCUGGCGGAUAUGGAGGACGAAGGACUAUUGCGCGAGAUAGACGAGCUGUGCCUUAAGCGGUUGAAGGGGAAUCUGGGAGGAGGAGAGAGAGAGGGAAUAGAAGUUGGGGGAGCUGAAGGACGGCAGCAGCAGGGGGGUAACAAGCCCGCGACGGUGGCGAGGAUGACGGACGAAGGGCUGUCAAAUCUGGUGAAGGGGAUCGGUCAAUCGAACGGACGAGAUGCGAUGAUGACAUUUGGUCAGACGAUCGGCCACGAUCUUCAAGGAGCUGAAACUUGUGCCAUGGCCGGCAAUGCUGAAACUUGUGCCAUGGCCGGCAAUGCAAUGACUACUGGUAGUCACCCUACAAUAUCAGAAGAGGUCCAGGUUCCCCCUUCUAUGCCGUCAGCCUUCUUGAGGAGACGUUCGGGAGAAGAGAACGUUCCCUCCUCCUCCUCGCUCCGUGGCUCUGAAGCAGUGGCGGUGAUUAGCGAUGCGGCUACCCCCAUGCCUCGUCCGCUGUUGAAAUUGGCUAAUCGAAGUGCAGUUGUUAAUGACGAGGAUAACGUGGGUCGUUUUGCCACUCGUUCUGACGCCUGUGUUCCCACCUCUGUCGGUGAUGUCCCCCAGUUCCUUCUUGGUUCAAGACGUAGUGCGUCCAGGGUCGUAGAACUAUCUUCCGAAGAGCCUGGAUGUCGCCUUGCACCGCUUUUGGAUGCUGCUGUUCCUAGCUCUGUUCCACAUGUUCCUGGUUUUGUUCCUGGUUUUGUUCCUGGUUUUGUUCCUGAUGCAAGCAAUGGUCAUCCUGUUAGGCCGGGAAUGGACAAUGGAGAUGCAAGUAUGUUGCAUGCCAGAGGAAAUGGGAGACCGGUCGUAGACCAUCGUGAAGGACCUGAUUUGGGUCAAACUGCUGCCAGGUCCGUUCCUGGGACAGGCGCCAGUUCUGUUCCUGGUACAGGCACCGGGGUUGUUCCAGGUACAGGCACCGGAGUUGUUCCCGGUCCAAGCACCUGGGUUGUUCCUGGUGCAGUUGCCAGGUUCAUUCCUGGGACAGCUGCGGUUGCACCCGAGAAAAUGGGCGGCGGUCCUGGCCGCUCAGAUUCUGGUGUGUCAUCUGGACAAUCUGAGAGACAGGUCGUUGAUGCUUCUGGGAAAGUGCAGAUUGCAGUCGCCCCCAGCCCGGUCUCUGUGGAUCCGUCUCGUAAUUGCAAGCGAAGUUUCAACGAGGGCAGGAGCGUCCAGAUUCAUCACCACGCGGAGGGGCAGAAUAAUGACAAUCUGAACUCCCAUUCGAGCACGGGUGAUGCCAAUCUGAACUCCUGUCCGAGCACAGGUGAUGCAUCCGAAAGACAAAUUAAGGAAAGAAGGGGGGGAAGUGGAGCAGGCGGUAGUGAUAGGAGAAGGCCUCUGUUCCCUGAGACGGAGGAGGGAUCGUCGUGUGUCUCUCCGGAGGAAAAGAGGGCAAAGCUGCAGAAGCAGCUCAAUGUGGAGGGGACAACGACCUGCAGCUCUGCUGGAAGAAGAGAGGUCAUGGGGGAGAAACGGAGAUAUUCUGAACCGGAGCAUGCCUUUGUUCCAACUCAUGGUUUGUCUUCCCCUUGCUCGGGAGGUAGUAAAGCCGUUUUCUUGCAACAAUUGGAGAGUGCGGCUCAGGUUUCCACACUCACGCCAGACAUCAGCAAUGCCUGUGUCUCAGCCAGCUUCUCUGGGAAAGGGAGGAACAGUCCAGCGAGAAUGGGCACAACAGAUGGUCAUCAGACGGGUAUCAAUCAGCAGCGAGGAAGCUCUCGGCUCCUUGGAACUGGCACUGGAAAUGCUGCUGAAGUAUCUGCGAAAGAUAAAAGCAGUCCAAUGGGAAAGGGAACCAAUGGCCUCGAUGAUGUAAUGGGUCCACCUCUACCAGCUCCCUCUCCUCGCGGUGUGGUGCCCAAAAUGGGCGUUAUGAACAAGUCUGGCGAAGUGCUCUCUUCUCUCAUUCGCAGCAGCACUUCAGAAUCCCGAAUGGGAGGAACUUGCGCUGCUGCCUCUGAUUCUGCUGCUGCAACGACUGAGUUGGUUGGUCGGCACUCAGCUGACGUGGGGUCGGACGUAGCUCGCUCCACUCUCCUACGACCAUUAUCACCACAACCGCUGCCAUCACCACCAUUCGUUCCCUUACCCUCAGAGUUCUCCGCCCAGCCGUCCAGACCUGACACACCGUCAGGAAACUGCUCCUCUCCUGUUCAACUUCACGCUCCUCGUUGGCCACUUGGCAAUCGACAUGGAUUUUGCAGCUCAGCUGUCAGCCCUUCUGUCUCCCGAUCGCAGUUGUCAAGCUCCAGUUGGUCUCCGACUGGCCCCUCCUCCCCACCAUUCAGCCGUCGUCAAUCUGAUAUCCCUCAGCAGGGCCACACGGGUUUCGAUUCAGGUCCAGUUGCUGCUCCUGCUUCCGUUUCAGUUCCUGGUUCCGUUUCUGUUCCUUCUCCGUCCACUUGUCGGACACUUUCUCCGGCCACUUGUCGUACACCGGGUUCAAAUCCACGGCCUGCUGCCAAGAAUGGUGUUGGCAAAUGCUCUGUUGGGGCAGGGGAGGAAAGUAUGACAGAAGACUACUUGCUGCGUCUGAAUAACUCCCAGAGACGGGCUGUCCUCAGCGAUAUUGACAAACCGCUUCUCGUGCUUGCUGGACCAGGCAGUGGGAAGACUUCAACUAUGGUCAGCCGGCUCCUGCACUGCUUGAAAAAGGGAGUGGAGCCCACAAACAUAUUGGCAAUGACAUUCACAACAGCGGCAGCAAGAGAAAUGAGAGAACGGAUAGCAAAAGUCGUUGGAAAAGAUGUUGCAAAGAAGCUGACUAUCUCAACGUUUCACUCCUUUUGCCUCAGCCUUUGUCGUGAGCAUGCCGGCAAACUUGGGAGGACUCCGACAUUCUUGGUUUAUGGGCAUAGUCAGCAGAGGCGUGCAGUUAUUGAAGCGACGAAGAUGAUGCUUGCAAGCCGACGCGGAAUUGCUGAUUCGAUUGGUAGGGCUUUGAAUCGCAUGUUUGACUGAGUGCUCUUUCAAAGAAAUUGAACAAUUUGAUGAUCCCUACGAUGAGAGGCAAAGUAUACGUA